AUGCCUAUGUUUGAAUGUAAUAUCGCCCAAGACAACAUCGAGGAAGAACCCGGGGUAGACACAAUGAAUGAGAUUAAUGUGGCUGCUACCUCCGUGGGAGACCGAUCGGAAUCUCGCGGGUCAAACCAGACAGAGUCUAAACGGGGGUCGUGGUCUCAUGUGCGGACACACAGUGCUACGCAGCAAAUACCAGAUCAAACAGUUCACCAACUAGAAGCCGCAGAUGUUUCCAUCCCACCUAACACUCCGGUAAGUGUUCAAACCGCUGAUUUAUUAGUAGCACAGGAGAUAUCGAAUAUACAUCCCCAGACGUACCACCAGGAACCUCGACAGAACCAAGGCUCGAACGUCCCACAGUCAAAUGAUCAGCAUUUGCCAAACCAUCAACGGCAUAGCUCACAGCCUCGGGUCGAGUUACAAACCCAGCAGCAUUAUAUUACGCAAGCGAACCCAGCUUCUCAAAGUAGUCAACCUCAGUCAGCCCAGAGUUACCAGAUCCCAAACACUAUGACUCAAUCAGCGGUACACGAGAUAAACCUACAAAAAGCAUUGGAGGCGCAAACCCAGCAACAUUUCGAAGCUUUAGUCUUGCCGCCCACGCUCCGUUGA
This is a messenger RNA of Pseudogymnoascus destructans, 609 nucleotides long. RefSeq lists its product as uncharacterized. The transcript is spliced from 2 exons. The record is from RefSeq and is a predicted model, not a curated record. Lineage: Eukaryota; Fungi; Ascomycota; Leotiomycetes; Thelebolales; Thelebolaceae. Bases 1 to 609 code for a protein of 202 amino acids.